CGACUUCCGCUUCCGGGGCGCGCGGCCUGGGCGUGGAGUCGGGGGGCGGAGGAGGCCGCGGGGAGGCCCGGAGGGGGCCGGGAGCGUCCGGGGGCGGCCGGAGCUUCCCGGGGGGGCCCGGCCCGGUACCAGCGCCUCUCAGCGGAGCCGCCGGGCCAUGGCGAACCACCUGCGCUUCGUGGGCCGCACCGUCAUGGUGCGCAACGGCAACGUGGACGCGGCCUACGGGGCCCUGAGCAGGAUCCUGGCUCACGACGGUGUCCUGGAGACGGUGAAGCAGCGGCGCUACUACGAGAAGCCGUGCCGCAAGAGGCAGCGGUUGGCCUACGAGGCGUGCCGGCGCGUCUACAACGCCGAGAUGGCCCGCAAGAUCGCCUUCGUCUCCCGCAAGAACCGGCCGGACCCCUGGCAGGGCUGCUAGCCGGGGGCGACGGCUGGCCGGCCGCCUGUCCUGCUGGCCGGCUGUCCGCCCAGGUGCCAAGAAACCCCCGCGCUCUCUAAUAAAUCGGUCAUUUUUCCAGCUC
Messenger RNA from Anas platyrhynchos (mallard), 524 nucleotides. It is a transcript of the gene MRPS21, whose product is annotated as mitochondrial ribosomal protein S21. Gene Ontology annotation, cellular component: ribosome. The record is from RefSeq and is a predicted model, not a curated record. Gene Ontology annotation, molecular function: structural constituent of ribosome. Lineage: Eukaryota; Metazoa; Chordata; Aves; Anseriformes; Anatidae. Gene Ontology annotation, biological process: translation.